GUAACCGCGAUUCUUUAUGCAAUUAACCCUGUUUCGCAGCCGUGGAUUCAAGUUGAAUUUGAGGGUGGCACGGUACAAAGACCAAGUGCGUGAAGCACCCCCCGUUUAGCCAGGCUUAAGCACUUUCGGGACGUCUUGUUCCAUUUAUAAACGGCACAACGCAAGUGUACACGUGCGAGAAGAUGAAGUGGACGAUGAACGUAGACCCUCGGUUAAUGGUCAGAGGGUCUCAGUCGUUUCGCGAACCUCGUGGCGAACAAUAUCACCAAUUUCGUUACGAAAAAACGAAGGAAAAGAGCAGUGUACAGAGAGUGUACAGUGACGAUAAAGUAACAUUUUAUCGUAACGAUCAGAGAGGAGUAAAAAUGAACGUUUUUACGUGAAAACGAAUAUCAGUGGAUAUCGAACUGUUCUCCGUUUUCUUUGUUCCGUACACGAUAUUUCGGUAUCUCUGAAAAAAGUGAACACAGAGUGGAAAUGUGAACUUGCGGCUCCACGCUGGCACGAAAUCACGCUCGACGUUUUAACGAACGUCGUAAUUAGCGUGCGUGUUACUUUUACACAAGACUUUUUAAAAUCGUUUCAAAAUGGAACUACUUGUUCCGACAGUCUCGGACGUAAUCUUCAAAUAUACAUGGCCCAUUCCGAAUUACAAGAAAUCUGUAUCAAAGAGAAGCUUGAUCGAUAGUCCGUCGUUCGACAUGAACGUGAAUGGUAUUCACAGCGUGUGGAAUCUAUCCAUCAGAUUUUGGAAGAAUCCUGACGGUAAAAGAAUUAUAAAUCCCGUGGUGUUGUGCCUGAACAUGUUGCAUUGCACAGUAGACGAAGCGGAACAAGCGAAGAUACGAUUUCAAUUUGCAGUUUUCAAUGCUGACGUUAAACACUGGGAGUAUUGUCACGUCAGCAGGACAAUACUCGAACUUAAAUCAUGCACGGAUAUUAUUUCCUUGGGGUACAGAGACUUGUCGAUCGUCGACAGGCAUUUAAAGAAGAACGGCGAGGUUCUGUUAAUGGUCAAGAUACAAAUAAUCCAGUGUGACAGCGAGAAGCACAACUUAUCGCAGGACAUGGCCAGGUUACUGAAGCAUCCAUGCGGAGCAGAUACUAAAUUAAUGUGCGGGGGUUUAACUAAUACAGAAAUUCCAGUCCAUAGCAGUAUAUUAGCCGCGCGUAGUAAUGUUCUGGCCGAAAUGAUUUCACCUUUGACCGAAUCGACGUCGAAGAAUGACUCAAAAACGGAUACCGCGGAAGAUCAAAUAUCGGAUACGCGAGACCCACAGGAAGAAAAGGAACGCUACAUGUUUUCUUUAGACUUGUUAGACCUUUCCAAAGAAGUGACCGAAGAAUUAUUGCGAUAUAUAUACAGUGACCAUAUCGAUAAUUUGGAUAAUUUAGCUCCGCAACUUUUAUCUCUGGCGGAACGUUUCUGCUUACAUGGAUUGAAGGAACUUUGCGAGAGGAAUCUUAUCGAAACAAUAACUCCAGAGAAUAUAGCAAGCAGGCUCUUAGUUGCAGAUGAAUUUAGCUGCUUGUCCCUCAAAAGAGCAAGUUUAGCAUACUGCGAAGAGAAUAUAACUGUACUAAAUAAGAGCUUGGCUUGGAAAAUGAUGGAACACGUGAAUCCACAAUUGUUCAAUGAAGUUUGCGAAGCUAAUAUUGGUAGUUCAAGAUCAAGUAAUAUGGAUGACAGUGAAUUAAGCAAUUAAUGUUUUUUCCCCAGAUGAACUAUAAUUAAUAAUUUUAUAUUUUUCAACGAAAAAACCUGUAUGUAAUAACUUUACCAAGAGUUUCGUUAUAAAUGUUAUAUUUUAUUUCAAUAGAUAAAUUUAAUAAAAAAAAAUGCUAUGUUUUCGU
This is a messenger RNA of Colletes gigas, 1854 nucleotides long. Its product is annotated as protein roadkill-like. The coding region runs from base 588 to 1706 and encodes 372 amino acids. Gene Ontology annotation, cellular component: nucleus; cytoplasm. Gene Ontology annotation, molecular function: ubiquitin protein ligase binding. The transcript is spliced from 6 exons. The record is from RefSeq and is a predicted model, not a curated record. Gene Ontology annotation, biological process: regulation of proteolysis; proteasome-mediated ubiquitin-dependent protein catabolic process. NCBI's taxonomy places the organism in Eukaryota, Metazoa, Arthropoda, Insecta, Hymenoptera, Colletidae.